Raphanus sativus (radish) is the source of this 2528-nucleotide messenger RNA. Its product is annotated as protein kinase STUNTED. Gene Ontology annotation, molecular function: protein kinase activity; ATP binding. NCBI's taxonomy places the organism in Eukaryota, Viridiplantae, Streptophyta, Magnoliopsida, Brassicales, Brassicaceae. The record is from RefSeq and is a predicted model, not a curated record. The transcript has 8 exons. Gene Ontology annotation, biological process: protein phosphorylation. Bases 182 to 2311 code for a protein of 709 amino acids.
AAUAAGAUACUUGCUCUUCUCUUUCUUUCUUUCCGACAAGCAUCAAAACCAAAAACCAAACCUGCGGUUAAAACUUAUACCUCCUCUGCAACUAAAACAGAGAGAAACAGAGGAUCUUUGUCUAUAUAAGCACAAGUCAAGCAACAAGGGAACAUUUCAAAAUUCAAACAAAUCUCUAAGGAUGAUAGAACGAAGCUCCGUCGAGGAAAGAGAGGGUGGCCGUACAAUUCUUGUCGGCGUGAAGCUAGACGCGCCGAGCAGAGAGUUACUCACAUGGGCUUUGGUUAAAGUAGCUGAGCCUGGUGAUACUGUGAUCGCUCUUCAUAUCCUUACCAACGAGAUUGUUAAGAACUCUUCGCUUCUCUCUUUGGUGAAAACAUUCGACUCUGUUCUCGACGUUUACGAAGGCUUCUGCAACUUAAAACAGGUGGAUCUGAAGCUGAAGCUGUGCCGUGGCGACUCUGCUCGGAAGAUCAUAGCUAGAGAAGCGAGAUCGUUGUGUGCUUGGAAAGUUUUAGUUGGGGUUUCGAGAACUCACCAUAAGAUUCGAUCAUCAGCUUCUGUGGCUAAGUACUUGGCUAAGAAGCUGCCAAAGGAGUGUUGGGUUCAUGCUGUGAACAAUGGUAAAGUUGUGUUUCAAAGAGAAGGUUCUCCUCCCUCAUUGGCCAUGAACAAUUCUCAAGGGAAGGAAGAUGUUAGGAGGAACACUUUGUUGAAUGUGCUUCAGAGAUCUGUUACAUUGAGCACACCUACCAGAGUUGUCAGCCAUUUUGAGGAGGAGGCUUCCAAGGAAGAUCAAUCUUGUGGCCAGAGUUUGCAGCAGGCCUUGGAAGCUGCUCGUUUGGAGAGUUGUUCAGUUUGUGGUUCUGAUUCUCUGUCUCCAAAUGGUACAAAAGCUUCACAUAUCAAUGAUGAGUGCCACAAAGCUAAGGAGAUUGUGCCUGUGAAAGGUCUAGAGGAAUUGGUUAGGAAACAAGCUGAACCUAUACCAGGUUGGCCUUUGCUUCGUCGUGCUUUAUCUUCACCAGGACAACCCAUUACUACUCAUAAACAGAUACCAGUAGCUCAAUGGGCUUUAAAGCUUCCUCCAAGGAACAAUAAGCAAAUUAGUUAUGACCCUUCUCAUGGUACUAACUCUAUCACCACUCCUGACACUAGUCCAAGAAAGCUCCCUCAGGAGCUAGAGAGACUUUACCAGAGAUUUUCUUCUACUUGCCAGUUUUUCAAAUACAAGGAACUUGUUUCAGUGACAUCAGACUUCUCUGCUGAUAACUUCAUAGGCAGAGGAGGCAGCAGCAAGGUUUAUAGAGGCUGUUUGUCAAAUGGAAGAGAGGUUGCUGUGAAGAUCCUCAAGCAAACAGAAGAUGUCUUGAAUGAUUUCGUCGCGGAGAUCGAGAUUAUCACAACUCUACUCCAUAAGAACAUUAUCUCCCUAUUAGGCUUUUGCUUUGAAGACAAGAACCUAUUGCUUGUAUACAAUUAUCUCUCAAGAGGAAGCCUAGAAGAGAAUCUUCAUGGUAACAAGAAAGAUCUGCUUGCAUUCCAGUGGAGAGAGAGGUACAAAGUGGCUGUGGGAGUAGCUGAGGCGUUAGACUAUCUGCACAACAGUGCUUCACAACCCGUCAUACACAGAGAUGUCAAGUCAUCAAACAUACUGUUGUCUGAUGAUUUUGAGCCUCAGCUUUCUGAUUUUGGGCUUGCGAGGUGGGCGUCUAUAUCUACAACUCACAUAGUCUGCUCAGACGUUGCAGGAACCUUUGGCUACUUGGCUCCAGAGUACUUCAUGUAUGGUAAGGUGAAUGAUAAGAUAGAUGUGUAUGCAUUCGGCGUUGUUCUACUCGAGCUGCUCUCUGGAAGAAGACCUAUUAGCAGUGGAUGUCCAAAGGGACAAGAGAGUCUUGUCAUGUGGGCCAAACCAAUUCUAGAAGAUGGGAAGUACUCUCAGUUGUUAGACCCGAGUUUGCAGAUUAACAACAAUGGUGAUCAAAUGCAGAGGAUGGUGUUAGCUGCUACUCUCUGUAUUCGACGUAGCCCUCAAGCUAGACCGAAGAUGAGCAGUGUCUUAAAGCUGCUAAAAGGCGAUGAAGACACGCUCAAGUGGGCAAUGCAACAAUUGAGUAGUAGCUCCUCAGAUGAAGCAGAGAUGCUUGAGGAUGAGCAAAACCAAAGAUCUGACUUGCAGUUACACCUCAACCUUGCGCUUCUUGAUGUUGAAGAUGACUCUGUCUCCAUGGGUAGCUUCGAGCAAGGCGUUGUCUCUGUGGAAGAGUAUCUUAAAGGCAGGACAAGCCGUUCUUCAAGCUUUGACUAAACCCCCCCCCCCAAAGUUUUACUGAAACUAUGUAUUAUAUGUGAGACUGGUGGUGGGAUUUGUAGGGUUCUUUCUUUUUAGCCCUCAUACCUCACCUGGUUUAGGAUUGUGAUUGUAGUUUUCAAUUGUUGUUUUCACAAUUUUUCAUUCUUUUGAAGUUUGUUUUUGUGUAAACUUGUGGUAAUAAAAUAAAAGAGAAAAUAGUAUCAACAAAGUA